Musca domestica (house fly) is the source of this 1943-nucleotide messenger RNA. RefSeq names its product RNA polymerase II-associated protein 3 (gene spag). The coding region runs from base 161 to 1744 and encodes 527 amino acids. Gene Ontology annotation, molecular function: protein binding. Lineage: Eukaryota; Metazoa; Arthropoda; Insecta; Diptera; Muscidae. The transcript is spliced from 6 exons. The record is from RefSeq and is a predicted model, not a curated record.
AUUUGUUUUGACAACCGAACCAAUUGAACGUUCCAUAGUUCCGCGAAAAAAUAAAUAAAACGUUGUUACAAGACCCAAACAGCAUUAUUCAUUAUUUUUGCACAAAGAAACUUAAGAAAGAAAGAAAAAAACAAAGUCCAACAAGAAAAUACAAACAGCAAUGGAAGCAGCCCGCAAGUCAUUUGAAAUCACCAACCAGGUGCGACAGAAUGCCGAAGAGAUUAAAAAUGCCAUGAAUGACUUGUAUAGCUGGGAGAAGGAAAUCAAGGAUAAGGAAAAGAAAAUGCAGAGCACUGCGGCUCCGGUUGAAAAUGGAGACAAUAAAAUUCUAAACACCAUGCCCCAGCCGCGUAGUCACAUCACAGAGCAGGCCUCGAAUAAAGAUGCGGCACAACAGCAACUAAACGAUUUAUCAAGCAGUAAGGCCAGGCAACAGUCAUUGGAAUCACCAACGGAAAAAGUGGAUACCACCCUGGACCCCAUGGCCUUGAAACACAAGGAGGCCAAUGAAAUCAAAGAUCGUGGCAACAGCUUUGUUAAACUGGGUCAAUAUGACAUGGCCAUUGAGGAGUACAAUAAGGCAAUUGAAUUGUUUCCCAACGAUGCCAUCUACUAUUGUAAUAGGGCGUUGUGCUAUUUGAAAUUGGAAAGAUAUGAUGAAUGCAUCGAUGAUUGUGACCGGGCAACAGAUAUCGACAACUUAGCUGUAAAAGCCUACUACCGACGUAUGUUGGCCAAUGAAUCGUUGGGCAAUAAUAUGGAUGCCCUUAAGGAUUGUACCACCGUACUUAUGAUUGAGCCGAAAAACAGUGAAGCAAAUCGUAGUCUGGAAAGAAUUAAUGAAAGAUUGAGGAAAAAUGCCAAAAACUCCAAAGGUCCCAAUUUCACCAGUUUGCGCAACAAUGUAGUUGACAUUCUACCAAUCGAUAAGCCAGCCUACAAACGUUCAACGAAACCUUUAAAACGUAUUGCUAUUGCUGAUGUUGUUGGUCCCAAAGAAAGUAAAAAUCAUGAAAACCUACAGAUCUCUGAUGAAGAUAUCGAUAAAAUUUUCAAUAGUAAUUGUGGUUACUUUAAAGAGGUGAAAAAUCCCGAAGAAAGACUCAAAGCCAAAGAGAGUGCAGCCAAACAAGUACAACCUGUGGUAGAUAACAAGGAAAAUACCAAAAUCAAUGAGAACAAAGAGAAUGUUGCUGUUAAGAAAACAGUCACACAAGAUGUUAAAAAAGAAAAGGCAAACAGCAAAGAAGCUGAUGCUGUAAAGAAAACUGUUGAGGCCAAAGAACAAGAUUCCAAUAAAAUAGCCAGUGUUAAAAAAUCAGGAGCAGCAGCGACAACAACAAAUGUUGUUGAAAACAUCAAACAUAAUCGUCCUCUGCCCGAGUCUCCCAAAUCCACUGCUCAAUUUUAUUCAAACUGGAAGGAGUUAUCACCUCAACAUAAAUAUGAAUAUUUAAAGAGUAUUAACCCCAAUCACCUGGGCAAAAUUCUUGGUGCCGGCUUUGACUCGGAUACCCUUACCGAUGUCAUACGUACAUUACACGAUUUCUAUUUGCCGGCAAAAGAAAACGUUUUGGCCAAAACUCUGCUAGAAGUCAGUAAAAAUAACCAGGUACCCAUUUUGUCUCUGCUUAUGUCCAAUGAGGAACGUAAAGCUCUCUCUGAAAUCGUAAACUUUCUCAAAGGCGAUACUGCUUCAAACGAAGUUGCAGCUCAAAUAAUGAAAAAUUUCAAUUUGAAUUAAAUUAUUUCAAUUCAUUCAAAUUGAUGAUGUUCGAUACAUAUUCAUUUCCUGCCUUCCUAAAUAACGAUUUCUUUAGUGUUAUAAACUAUAUUAGCAUGUAUGUCAUUUGAUUAAUUUCAGUUUUGUGGUAUUAAUUCUAUUCUGUUUUGGUAAUACUUAAUAAUAUAAUAAUUAUAUGUAGAAUAUCCAAAGAAUUCAU